This is a messenger RNA of Symbiodinium necroappetens, 1131 nucleotides long. Lineage: Eukaryota; Dinophyceae; Suessiales; Symbiodiniaceae. The record is from the annotation of a GenBank genome assembly.
AUGCUCAUCUCUGGCAGCAUCGUGAUGGAGAUCCCCAGGAGCUUUGCCCCAUCCGUGAUGGACUUGAAGAGACAGCUGGGGCGAGAACUGCGAUGGCCACACUUCAAACUAAAGCUCAUGCUUGGGGAGGAGGAGUUGAAUGAAGAGAUGAUGCAGAACUGUUCCGGCACGCUGGACGUGACCGCAGUCUUCUUGGAAUUUCCAGGCCUGGUUCACGACUACGAUGCAGCCUUUCUCGCGGCCGUCGCUUCUCAGGAUGUUGCGGCUGCGGAGGACCUCCUCGGCAAGGCGCAGGACCCGAACUGCUUCUUUUCCCAGUUUUCGGACUCCGACUUUUCCGGUUUCACGGCUCUGACUGCUGCCAGCUUCUUGGGGAACCCACAGUUGGUGGAGCUGCUUUGUCAGGCCAAGGCAGCCUUAGACGCUCUGGACAUGCGCGGGUUUUCGGCCCUGCAGAUUGCCAUCCGCAGAGACCACACCGACCUGGUGCAGCUACUGCUCCAGUCUCGCGCAAACGCGAACCUGAACGGCACACGAGGAACUGCGCUCUUGGAGGCGGCCAGCCACGGUCGUCUGACUGCUGCACAACUGCUGCUUGAGGCAGGGGCGGAGAAGGAUCUCGGCGACUCGGAGGGGCGAAGCCCUUUGCUUGAAGCGGCCUCCUCGGGCCAUGGCGAGGUGGUGAAGCUCCUCCUCCAAGCACGAGCGAACGUAGACGAAGGGAAUUGCUGGGGCAACAACUCUGUGCUCGCAGCCGCAUCUUCUGGCAACCUUGCCAUCCUGCGCACCUUGAUAGCUGCCCGGGCCUGCUUGAACGAAGCAGAUAUCUCGGGUCGGACACCCCUUACUGCUGCCAUAGCCGCAAACCACCUGGAUGCCCUGCAGCUGCUUAUCGAGGGGAGGGCAGACGUGGACGAUAUGUACUACGGCUGGUCUGACAUACCACUUCACGCUGCAGCCGCGGCAGGGCAACUGGAGGUGGUACGCCUGCUCCUGCGCGCACAAGCCGAUGUCAAUGCAUCUCGGAGUCCUGGCAGCCGUUCCUGCAUUGUCUUCCGGGUGCAGGUGGUCAUCUUGUCUUGCUUCAGCUCAGAUAUCCAAAGCCUUGAAAGCAGAGGCAUAGGGGCAUAG